GCAAAGAACAAAAAGCUAUUUUAGCAGGAUCCCAGCCUCUGGAGACCUCACCACAAUGGUACUAAGUUGGUCCCUCCUGUUAGCUGUCAUCCUGGUGCAUGGGGCUGAGGGCAAGCCUCUUGCAGUCAGAACAGAGCAACAGGCCUACAACAAGCUGUUAGUGAUCUCCUUUGAUGGCUUUCGAUGGAACUACGAUCAGGAUGUGGAGACUCCAAACCUGGACUACUUGGUGCAGAACGGGGUAAAGGCGAAAUACAUCACCCCACCAAUGAUCACUAUGACCUCCCCUUCACACUUCACCACAAUCACAGGCAGAUGGGUUGAAGACCACGGUGUUGUCCACAACAUGAUGUUUAACCCUGACACCCUGAUGAAACUGACCCACAAGGCCACUCAGAAUAGAUCAGAGUGGUGGGACAAUGGGGUCAAGCCAUUGUGGAUUACAGCCCAGGACCAGGGCCUGAGAACCGGCUCGUUCCACUAUCCUGGAGGGGGUGCCAACUACAGCGGCCAGUCAGUCUACCGGUCUUUGGUGGAGUCGCAGUCUCACCCCGAUGGCAACGAGACAGAGUGGCGGGAGAACAUCGAGAUCGUCAUGAACUGGUUCACCAAGGAGAACUUUGACUUUGUCACGCUGUACUAUGGAGAGCCAGACAACGUCGGGCACAAAUCAGGUCCGGAGACUGAAGAAAGACGCGCCGUUAUCAGACAGAUUGACCGCACCAUUGGCUUCCUGCUGGAGGCCAUCGAACGCCACAAUCUGAAGGACAGUCUCAACGUUAUCAUCACCUCGGACCACGGCAUGACCACGAUCAAGAAGGCCCCUCAAGUGGAGGAGAUCAAGCUGUCUAACUACGCUGCUUUAGGAAAACUGGUCAGUUUUGACCUGCUGGACUACGGUGGCUUUGGGAUGAUGAAGCCCAAACCAGGGAAAGAGGAGGAGCUUUACCUGGCGCUGAAGAAUGCUCACCCCCACCUGAAGAUCUAUAAGAAGGCGGAGCUUCCGGAGAGCUUCCAUUUGGCCAAUCACGAGAGAAUCCUUCCACUUAUCGUCUUUGGUGAUCUGGGUUACAAUUUGAACUCGAGGUUAAUAUUUUACAUCAACAAAGGAGACCACGGUUUUACUAACGAGGAGAUGGACAUGAAAACUAUUUUCCGAGCUUUUGGGCCGGAUUUUAAGAAGAACUACCUAGCUGAGCCGUUUGACAGUAUCCACAUCUACCCACUGAUGUGUAAGCUGCUGGGUGUGAAGCCCGCCCCCAACAACGGCUCCAUGACUUUCACCCAGAGCAUGCUGAUUCAGGAUUCAGUUGGAGAUGAGGACAGCGACGCAAUGAUGUCUUCAAACUUCCUGACUGUCAUUGUUUUCUGUGCCUUUGUGGGCUUGAUUUGUCUCCUGUUUGUUUCCUUUGUGGGAUACACCGCAUACAAAAGAAAUAGAGAGCCCAGUGCACAAGAAGAGCAAAAAGUAAAGACUGGUACAACAAAGUUUUGAGUCCAUUCUGAAGGCACACCCUGGACUGGAAGCACAAUGUUCUGCACUUUAAUGUGGGUUAUGGAACCAAAGAGGUGCUCUAACAAUACCAAUGACAAAGAUGAUUACCACAAAUAGACAGAUGUUUAAAAUGCUAUAGUGGCACCUAAGCUUUUACUUUCUGAUUAAACAAACAUCCAGACACUGCACACAUCAGUGGCUACAGACUAAUUAAGUGAUCGCUCAUAUGUGUCUGUCAUCCAAUGAAUCCACCCUCUAGAUAACAGUACCUUUGUAAGACAUAAAAUACUAAACUACAGUGCAAAGAAUGUAGUCAACAGUGAAUUUUAUUUGAGUGAAAAGUUGUAUUGAAUUGUGUAACUAAAGCUUUGGGACAUUUCUCUUCAUCGGUUUACAGCGUCCUCUGCUGUUCUAAUUACAUUAUGAACCACUUCAGUAAAGAGAUCUCUUAUUGGAGAGAACAAACUCCAGGAAUUUCCAAACCUGAUUCGCAGUGUCUAUUACAAAUAAAAUGAAUUUAGGGCUAUGUGAAAAUGUGAAAAACACGCUGCUUGCUGAACACAAAUAUGUGUGUAUGUAUAGGGUUGUAAAUUAUAUUUAAAAAAAAAAAAAACUUAUACAAUAGUAUAAUCGAUGUACAUAAUUAAAAGUCAUUCAAAUAUGUUGUACGAUUUUACAUUGUUUAUUAAAAACUGAGCUGAAUAAA
This is a messenger RNA of Acipenser ruthenus (sterlet), 2201 nucleotides long. RefSeq lists its product as uncharacterized. The transcript is spliced from 6 exons. Lineage: Eukaryota; Metazoa; Chordata; Actinopteri; Acipenseriformes; Acipenseridae. The coding region runs from base 56 to 1495 and encodes 479 amino acids. The record is from RefSeq and is a predicted model, not a curated record.